Molecule: messenger RNA, 1893 nt
Organism: Malania oleifera
Lineage: Eukaryota; Viridiplantae; Streptophyta; Magnoliopsida; Santalales; Ximeniaceae
Product: protein TRAUCO
Exons: 3
Coding region: 271-1437 (388 amino acids)
Cellular component (GO): Set1C/COMPASS complex
Molecular function (GO): protein binding; transcription cis-regulatory region binding
Source: RefSeq, a predicted model, not a curated record
GCAUUUGGGUUACUGAUUAGCCUCAGAGUUCCUGCUUUAUAAAACACCUGAAGCAACAAAAACACUUCCAUAACUUCCAUUCCAUCUUCCUCUUAUCUCACGUUCCCAAUGGACCCAAUCCCUUUUCCUAAACAAAAUUUGGAGACAUUCCCAUGUCGAUUUGAUCUCCCAAUCCUCUUCAUUCUUCAAAAUCUCUCCAAACCCUAGAUUACUGCUUUCUUCUCCCGUUCUCUCUCUCUCUCUCUCCCCUCCUCCCCCCCCGGCCCCCGGAUGGACACGCUCAUAGACGCCUACCGCGACGACGACGAAGACGACGAAGAAUUCGCCGCCGCCACCACGACCACCUCCACGUCCGCCACCAACAAUGGCUCCGACGACCCUCUUCUGUUGGCGGACGCCGCUGCUACGACCGCCGCUGCGGCCAAACCCCAGAAUGGCAUUAAAGAUGAGCUAUUUGCCUCGGACGAUUUAUCUGAAGACGAAGCCUCCGACGAUGACGAAGAACGGAAGCCCCUGAAACCCCUGGAGAUGGAAGAAGAUGCGGAGAAGUCAUUCAAGACCAGAAAAGUCUCCUUAGAGGACGAAGACGAAGAACCGCCACCGAAGAAACAGAAGCCCCUUUCUUCAUUGACCGCACGAACUCCUCUGACCAACCUGCCAUCUGAAAAAGCUGCGGCAGGAGAAGCGAACGGGAGCUUGCGUACAGCAUUGGCUACAGCGGCGACGAUUGUGACCACUACUGUUAAGAAGGCGAAGAAGAAGAACAGCAAUGUGUGGACGAAAUCAACGUCCAGGAAAGGGAAGAAGAAGAGCAAACCUAAUAACAACAAUGUGCCGGCGGAGGACACUGUUCUGAUUACGCCGGUGCCGAGAUUCCCGGAUAAAAAUGACGACACUUCAGAUAUGAAAAUAUGCCUUUCAAAGGUGUACAAGGCGGAGAGAGUGGAGUUGAGUGAGGAUCGAAUGAGUGCCGGGAGUACGAAAGGGUAUAGAAUGGUGAGAGCUACGAGAGGUGUUACGGAGGGGGCAUGGUACUUUGAAAUCAAGGUGGUGAAGCUGGGGGAGACAGGACACACGAGGCUGGGAUGGUCGACAGAGAAGGGGGACUUGCAGGCCCCAGUAGGGUAUGAUGGGAACAGUUUUGGGUAUAGGGACAUUGAUGGUUGCAGAAUUCAUAAGGCUAUGAGGGAGAAGUAUGGGUAUGAGGGUUAUGUGGAGGGUGAUGUUAUUGGGUUUUAUAUUAAUUUGCCAGAGGGAAAUUUGUAUGCGCCAAAACCACCUCAUUUGGUUUGGUAUAAGGGGCAGAGAUAUGUUUGUGCCCCAGAUGCGAAGGAGGAUCCACCGAAAAUAAUACCUGGAAAUAUAAGGGGCUUGUCUGAAUUUGCCCUUAAUCGAGGUGGUGAAGAGCAAGAUGAUGAAGUGAGCUGCAGAAUUUGAUCAAAUCUAAAUGGGAGUCGCUGAGGAUGUGAACCAAGCCAUCAAGAGACAAUCAGCCUCUGAACGAAUCAAAGGCUGGCUGUGAACCAGUGGCGUAGACCAAUCAGCAGGCCAGUGCCUGAACCAACAGCCUACAUCUAUUGUGACCGUGGACUGAUCAACAAUUUUGGGACCGACCAACCAACAACCCUCAUAAACCAUGACCUGACCAAUCAAUGACCUAGGUGUGGAUCAAUUGACAGCCCGGGCAUGGAUCAAUUGACAGCCCGGGCAUACAACCCAAUGAAUCAUGAUCAUGAAUCUAUUGUUUGAGUACGAACCAACCAAUGGCUCGGGGUGUGAACCAACCACCCUCAAUUAUUUUAUUUCAAUUAAGUUGUGUUUGGAAGUAUAGAUUUUAAAUCUUAUAUUUGAAUUUGGAUAAAUUUUAAUAUAAUUUUAUAUUUUAUUGUUUGA